This is a messenger RNA of Gopherus evgoodei (Goodes thornscrub tortoise), 2310 nucleotides long. It is a transcript of the gene FIBP, whose product is annotated as FGF1 intracellular binding protein. The record is from RefSeq and is a predicted model, not a curated record. Gene Ontology annotation, biological process: platelet aggregation. Bases 1011 to 2084 code for a protein of 357 amino acids. NCBI's taxonomy places the organism in Eukaryota, Metazoa, Chordata, Testudines, Testudinidae. The transcript has 11 exons. Gene Ontology annotation, molecular function: fibroblast growth factor binding. Gene Ontology annotation, cellular component: nucleus.
UGGCAGAUAGCUCUAAAUUCCUGCAAUGCCAAGACUGGUGGGAACAAAGGGCCUUUGUGUUCCCGAUGGGACAUGGGCGGGGGGAAGGAAGCGAAGCUGGAACAUGGGCACAAGGCAGGAAAGGGAGAGGUGGGAUGAGAGGCUGGGAAUGGGAGACCCCAGCGCACCCCACUCAGGGUUACGGAAUGUCCCCUCCCCGGGAGACCAAGUGGGCAGGAACAGGGCUGGCCUAGGAGACCAGGAGAAUCCAGCUCCGCAGAAAAUGGGGGCGGAGGGGUGUUUCUUAGGGGUGUUCUCCCCUCGGAUCAGUGCUGACCCCAAUGCCCCCAGCACAGUGCAGGGAUUCUUACAUAAACACACCCCCCCCGCGCCUCACCCCAUGUGGCUGCAUCUCAGCUCCCAGCCAGGGAUCCCUCUAGAACAGAAGGGAAGUUGGCUGCAAUUGAGCUGCUAAAGAGAAAACCGGGGAGAAAGCUCCCCCCCGCCCCCGAAAUCCUCCCUGGAACUGCAGAGGACAAAGGAGACCCCGGGGACACCAGAUGCAGCCUGCAGAGGGAAGCACCGGGACCCCCCACAGUUUCCCUAAUCCACGUUAAAUCACAGGCUGGAGUAGCGGCAGAGCCGGAUCAAAUCGUAGUCUGCCCCCUCCUUCCAGAGCUAGGGACAGAACCCAGGCGUCCUGGCUCCGAGUUGCUCAGCCCCAGAUGGCUCCGCCCCGUGCAGGGUGACGCGUGCAGCCAUGCUGCUGCUGCGACCUGGAAGCAAAUAGCUCCGGGGUCAUAUGGAAAGUGUCAGCUGGGGGACAGCUCCGCGGGUUCGUCUUUGUGCCCCGCGGGGGUGGGGAGCUGAGAGCCAGGACUCCUGGGUUUUGUCCCCCGCCCUGUCAGGGGAGUGGUGUCCAGUGGUUAGAGCAGGGCUCCCUGUCUCUUCUCCAGAGGCCAGAAGGGGGCAGCUGGGAGUUGGGGUCCUUCUCCUGGAGCCUUGGCCGGGUUGAUUUGGUGCCGUGGGACAUGACCAACGACCUGGACAUCUUCGUGGGGAACACCACGCUGAUCGAUGAGGAGGUGUACCAGCUCUGGUUGGAUGGGUACUCAGUGAGUGAUGCAGUGGGCCUGCGGUUGCGCAGCGGGAUCCUGGAGCAGACGGGGGCCACGGUGGACGUACUGCAGAGCGACACCAUGGAUCAUUACCGCACUUACCACAUGCUGGAGCGCCUGCUGCACACCCCCUCCAAACUCAUCCACCAGCUACACUUUCAGAUCCCCCCCUCCCGCCAGGCCAUGCUCAUUGAAAGGUACUAUGCCUUCGACGAGGCCUUUGUGCGUGAGGUGCUGGGCAAGAAGCUCUCCAAAGGCACCAAGAAGGACCUAGAUGACGUCAGCAGCAAGACAGGCAUCACCCUCAAGAGCUGCCGGCGCCAGUUUGACAACUUCAAGCGGGUGUUUAAGGUGGUGGAGGAGAUGCGGGGGUCCCUGGUGGAGAACAUCCAGCAGCACUUCCUGCUCUCAGACCGGCUAGCCAGGGACUACGCUGCCAUCGUCUUCUUUGCAAACAGCCGCUUUGAGACGGGCAAGAAGAAGCUGCAGUUCCUGACCUUUGAGGAUUUUGCUUACUGCGCAGAGCAGAUGAUCCAAAACUGGACACUGGGAGCUGUGGACUCCAAUGUGGACGACAUGGACGUGGAUCUGGAUAAGGAGUUCCUGCAGGAACUCAAGGAGCUCAAGGUGCUGAUCGCUGAUAAGGAUCUGCUUGAUCUACAUAAGAGCCUGGUGUGCACGUCACUGCGCGGGAAGAUCUCGGUGUACAACGAGAUGGAGGCCAACUUCAAGAACCUGUCACGGGCACUGGUCAAUAUGGCCUCCAAGCUGAUCCACACCAAGGACGUGCGCGACUUCUUCAUCGACCUAGUGGAAAAGUUCAUUGAGCCCUGCAAGUCAGAUAAAUGGACCUUGAACGACGUCCGUCUCUUUCUGACGCAGUACACGACGUCCGCUCACACCUUGGACGCCUUCCGACACCAGGCUCUCUGGGAUCGGUACAUGAGCACCAUCAAAUCCUGCCUGCUUAAGAUGUACCACGACUGACAAGCAGGGGGGAGCCCUGACUGUUUUAAAUGUCCUGCUCUGCCACUGAUCCUUCUGCCGGAUCUCUGUUCCUGUGUUUUGUUUACCUGGGCUGCAUCUUGGGAGCCCUGAUGUGAAGCCCCCUCGCCACUUCCCCAGGGCCGGACGCUGCCUCCUCCAAGAUUCCCUCUCUCCAUCUUCAGAGUUUUAGCCCAUUGUAGAAAAUAAAUGGAAGAGCCACUUGUUG